AUGCUGCCAGCACCCGUCAGCCUCGUCAAGCGCGGUGGCUUUCGACGCAGCAGUAAUGCUUCGCGACGAAGGCUGACGGACGAUCUCCUGCUCAGAGCGAGAAUAACAAACCUCGGGCUGCUGUUACUGUCCGCUGUCACCGCCGUAUCCUUGCUUUACAACCUCUCCUAUGUGUUCGCAACCCGGCAUGCAAGUAUUACGGAACUGAAUAUACACGGCAGCCUGGGACCUUGGAGUAUUGCUGAUACUAUACAGCGGGAUGCUGGUAUACAGAAGCUGUCCCACCUGAUCAUUGUGCCUGGGCAUGCUAUAUGGAAAGGGUCGGAUCCCACUCGAGUCUUAGAUGAAGAGGACUGGAUUCUGGAGCCUUAUCAAAGGGGCGGAGGAAGGGUCGGUGCUUUCCUUCAGCAUAUCAAGGGAGGAGUCGAAAGGGCGCUGGGGGAUGAGAGGGCGUUGCUAGUGUUCAGCGGCGGUCAAACCAGAACAGCAUCCGUUUUUACGGAAGCCGACUCGUACCUCCGUCUUGCUAUGGAGCAGGGCCUCCUUCCGCUGGGCUUUCUCCGCGCGACCACGGAGAACUAUGCUUUAGACUCGUAUCAGAACUUGUUGUACUCGAUCGCGCGUUUCCACGAAUACGUCGGGUACUACCCGGAGUUCAUCUCCAUUGUUGGCUACGAGAUGAAGCGGGAACGGUUCGAGAAUGUACACAGAACCGCAUUGCGAUGGCCAGCCGACAGGUUCCGCUACAUAGGCGUGGAUAUAGCCGCUGAUCACAGCGAUGCGGCUAUGCAAGGCGAGCUGAACAACGCAUUAAUUCCGUACAAGAAGGAUCUCUACGGGUGUCAUCCGCCUCUGUCGACUAAACGACGCAACCGGAACCCUUUCGCGAGGUUUCACUCGUACUACACAUCUGCCCCAGAAUUGGCAGGUCUCAUGAACUACUGUCCGGAGAGCGGAACUUCGAAAAUAUUCGAUGGCCCUUUGCCGUGGGACAAUCUGUGAGACCCUCGCGGAGCGCGAUCGCUGGUUAGUUCCGAGCUGUAUACCCGUCAGUCCUG
This is a messenger RNA of Gloeophyllum trabeum ATCC 11539, 1058 nucleotides long. RefSeq lists its product as uncharacterized. The record is from RefSeq and is a predicted model, not a curated record. The coding region runs from base 1 to 1002 and encodes 333 amino acids. The transcript has 4 exons. Lineage: Eukaryota; Fungi; Basidiomycota; Agaricomycetes; Gloeophyllales; Gloeophyllaceae. Gene Ontology annotation, cellular component: cytoplasm.